GAACGCUUUGCUGGUCUUCCUUACUUUCAUUCGUUCCUUCACUCAAUGAAAACAAAAAGGAAAAACCCUAGCUAGCAUUCACCGCCGCCGAAUGGGGUGAUCCACUGCCGCCGUUCGUGGCUGUCCGAGGAGCCUUUCUUCGUACUGUCGGCGUUAUCCAAGUCAAACCCCUUGUUCGCUGUCUUCUUCCUCGCUCGGCCCAUCCUCCAUCGGAUUCGUCCUGUCACAGUCGUCGUCAUCUCGUCGCUCUCUCGAAGGGAAAACGGAUGGAGCUUUUGUGCAUCAGACAAUGGAUAAGUGGCCUUCUUCCAACCGUGAUUCUUGAUUUACUAAUUGAAAUCAUGUCAAUUAAAGAGAAGUGGCUUAGUGCAUGGUGCAUAAAACCUGUUGGUGGAGCACUUGUUAGGCAGGAACCAGAAUAUAUCUUACUAGCCUUGAUGGGUUCGCCGUUGAAGAAGAUCAUGCUAUGCAGUUCGGAAAAGGAGAUUUUCAGUGUGGAAGAACAAGUGAUGGUGCAACAUUCGGUGAUCAUAAACAACAUGAUUGAAGAUGGGUCGUACAACCAUGAAGAGAGCAAGAUUCCAUUGGAUUGCGUCGACUCCAAGACUCUCAAGAAGGUCAUCGAUUAUUGUACACACCACACUCACCACCACAACGACAACCAAGAAGAUCUUGAGGCUUGGGAUGCUCAAUUUCUCAAUGUUGAUUCUAACGGCCUUUAUGAUUUGUUGAUGGCAGCAAAUUAUCUUGAGAUUAGAAAUCUCUUGGAUCUGAUAUACGGAACUAUAAAAAAUAUGAUAAAGGGAAAGAAAAUAGAUGAGAUACGCAGAAUCUUCAACAUCAAAGAUCAUGGCUUCACUCCUGAAGAGGAAGAACAAAAUCGCAAGGAGUACCCACAUUUUUAUUAGAACAAAUCUUGUCUACUCUUUAAUUUUAUUUGUUUUAAAUUUUUUUCUAUAUGAUGAUCAACACCUGUAUUCAAUAUGGGGAUGUUAGAAAGUGUUUUGGCUCUUUUGAUAUCGUACCAUUUUCUUUUCAAUUGUAUAUUUAGUUAAACCUCUUUUAUUGUCAUCA
Molecule: messenger RNA, 1074 nt
Organism: Arachis duranensis
Lineage: Eukaryota; Viridiplantae; Streptophyta; Magnoliopsida; Fabales; Fabaceae
Product: SKP1-like protein 11
Exons: 5
Coding region: 267-908 (213 amino acids)
Biological process (GO): SCF-dependent proteasomal ubiquitin-dependent protein catabolic process
Cellular component (GO): cytoplasm; nucleus
Molecular function (GO): cullin family protein binding
Source: RefSeq, a predicted model, not a curated record